GCUUUAAGAAACUCAUAUAAACACGUGAAAGAAGAUGACGAGAUCUAGAUCAAGAUCACCACGAUGGAAACCAAGGUCCUUAUCUCCAGCAUUUAGGAUUCCAGAGCACUACAGACAAAGGCAUGCUCAUAUUAAUUAUGACUGUGAAUAUAAAAGCUUUCGUAAGGACCCAAAGAAGCCUAUGCCUUGGAGAACGGAAGAUGAAAAAUAUGGACAAAGCAAUUCCAGGUUUGCACCUCAUGGAAAUAACCACCAGAGACUAUAUGAACGUCGAUCACCUUCACCAAACCUGAAAAGAAUUCCCAUGGAAGAUAAUUACAGUCAUAAGCCCUACAGAACACAUUCAUCCGAAAGGACUGAAGGCAAUAGGAGAUGCCAGUUACCACCAAAAUACUCGGAAAUACCAUAUAAAGAGCAUGAUCGUCCGUUUUACCAACACAAAAUGGAAGACAGAUACAUGUUUGAGCACUACAAAGUCACUGGAAAUGAGAAAGGAAUGAAACCUUUUCAUAGACCGUUAGGGGCUUCAUGUAAACUUGAAAGAAAAUGGCAUGAAGAUGACUUGAGGCACCAGAGGUUACAUGAAGAGAAGUAUGGUCAGUCACCCAGAAGAGUUUCUGAUGAAUUUACGGCAAGGAGCUCUUUACAGAAGAGGUAUCCUGAAGAUCACGAUUACAGAGAAUAUGGGCACACGUCUAAAAGGGCUAAAGAAAUCGAGAGGUAUGACGGUGGAGAAGUAGCAAGAAAUUCCAAGUGGAAGCAAGAACGUUCUUUUCCACCCUACCAAGAAAAGGAGGAGCAAAGAAAUCUGGGUGCCCAGUCCCACCGAUCGGCUGAAAGGGAGUACUCGGAGGGUUCUGUUACAAAGAUAUCCUAUGAGUACAGUCACAAACGGCGCAGGCAUCUGGAUGGGGAAAAGGCUUUUUCAGACGAUAGAGCUCAGAAGUACAUGAAGCAGGAAGACCAGAAAUACCAUUCUUCUAAGGGUGCCCGGAAUAGCAAAGAGUUAGAUUACUUUAGCAGUGGAAGAGUGAGACGGACUGAAGAAGGGCACAUCGAAGUACCUGUUAAAUAUAGUUCAAAGAAGGGCUGCAAUGCUUGUGUUAACUCUUCCAAAAUGGAUGUUGAUCUGAGAUCUUUUAAAAACAAACCGAAGGAAAGAGUAAGGAAAGAAGGGGAAUUCAGGAAAAAAGUAGAUUCCUCCAAUAGCCAGCAUGAUUCAAGUCAUACUGUUUCAGAUGUGAAAAUGUCAGAUGUCAGCUGUAGGAGGGAACGUCUCACAAUCAAAGUGGAUAUGAAGAAAAUGGUGACCAAGUACAGGACUGCUUCUAGUCAUACUACAGAGAGACAGAUGUCCCAUGAUCUGGUUGCUGUUGGCAGGAAAACUGAAAACUUUCAUCCGGUGUUUGAGCACAUGGAAUCUGUAACACAAAAUGUUGAAAAUGACCCAUCAAGAGAAUUUACUCAGGAAAUAAUCACAAUUAUUCAUCAAGUUAAAGCAAAUUAUUUUACAUCUUCUGACAUAACUCUGCAUGAACGAUUCUCAAAAAUUCAGGAUAAACCAAUUACAAAUAUGAAUGAAGUUAAAAUACGUUUGGAUCCAGAAAUUCACAGGAGGAUUGACAUGUCUUUAGCAGAACUUCAGAACAAACGAACCGUGCCACCUGAAUCUCCCCAGAACAUUAUGAGAGUGUUAGAAGAUCCAAAUGAUCUACGGCAUGAUAUAGAAAGGAGGAGAAAAGAGAGAUUGAAGAAUGAAGAUGAGAGAGUGUUUCGUGUAGAUGGUGUAACUCCAAGGAACCAGCAAAGCUGCAGUCUUUCAAAAUUACAAAGCUCUCAACUUGAUGGGUUCCAAAAGCCUAUGAGGUUCACUAAGCCACCUUUCAGGAAAUUUAUUGGGAGACCUCACCUGGUAAGCCUAAAUGUAGAAUUAGUAGCUUCUGCAUUUGUUGUUCUCACGCUUAUAGUUCAUUUUUUUGCUGUAUUGUCUAUGCCAAUGUAA
Messenger RNA from Egretta garzetta (little egret), 2002 nucleotides. It is a transcript of the gene BCLAF3, whose product is annotated as BCLAF1 and THRAP3 family member 3. The record is from RefSeq and is a predicted model, not a curated record. NCBI's taxonomy places the organism in Eukaryota, Metazoa, Chordata, Aves, Pelecaniformes, Ardeidae. Bases 35 to 2002 code for a protein of 655 amino acids. Gene Ontology annotation, molecular function: DNA binding; transcription coregulator activity. The transcript has 8 exons. Gene Ontology annotation, biological process: positive regulation of transcription by RNA polymerase II. Gene Ontology annotation, cellular component: mediator complex.